Molecule: messenger RNA, 2169 nt
Organism: Cloeon dipterum
Lineage: Eukaryota; Metazoa; Arthropoda; Insecta; Ephemeroptera; Baetidae
Product: vacuolar protein sorting-associated protein 4-like
Exons: 11
Coding region: 161-1666 (501 amino acids)
Biological process (GO): vacuole organization; endosomal transport
Molecular function (GO): ATP binding; ATP hydrolysis activity
Source: RefSeq, a predicted model, not a curated record
AUCCAGCUUUGUAAUUUCCUUGAAAUUAUUUAUAAACCUCUAUAAUAUAACCUCUAGUUUCUUACCACUUCGCUUCAACCUUCAACCACGAUACCAGCUGCUUUUGUAGUUCCAGUUUUCAGCAAAUAAUCCUCUACAUAACAUAUAACAUCCAAGCAGCAUGUCUGAGAACAGUUCAGUUGAGGACAUGCUUUCUGAAAUGGAGAGUGAUGAGUUUAGCAUGGUGUCCCAUUUGCUGCGGCCUCCUAACGCUCUCCCAGUUGAGCCCACAAUGAAUGAAAAUUGUUUUCAGAACGUUUAUCAGCAGCCAAGAGGUGAAUCGAUAGAAGCCAUGGUUACGUUUUUUCGUCAGGAAGAUCAGCAAAUUUAUGACAAUGAUGCAGAAAAGAAUGCAGACUUUGACUUAGAUGAUAUUUGGUACGACCAAUUGCUCUCAAGAUGUGGAAUUGCUGGAUCUGCGGCUAAUCAGACGCCUGGCCAUGAGGUUUCACUAGAGGAGGAAAAUAUCAUGCUGAAGCGUGCUUUGGUGCAAAUUUUAGGCAGCUCUUCAACUGGGGAUAAUUCCUCUCCAGAGACAUUAUCCGACUCACUCAGCUCUUGCAAAACAUCACUGUCCAGCAAUUCUACCAAUCUUGUAUCAGCUAGUCAGAAUUGCAAUUCUGAUGGUGCAACCAAGUACAAGGUAAGAUCUGAAGAUGAUGAUGCCUCUGCUGCUAAAAGAAGGAGGGAUGCAAUUUCAUCCACCAGGACCACACCAAAAAGCCGAGGGCUGCUCGAAAUCGUUGGGCUCGAGGAAGCGAAAUCUACUUUCCACGAAGCUCUGAUCAUGCCAAUGAAGUUUCCCCAUCUCUUUGAAGGAUUGAGGAAGAAGAUCAGUUCGAUCUUGCUCUAUGGCCCUCCUGGAACCGGGAAAACAUAUUUGGCGCAUUCUGUAGCUGCAGAAGUGUCAGCCGACUUUUACUGCAUUUCCUCAAGUGAUCUGCUCUCUGUGUGGCUGGGAGAAUCAGAGAAGCUAAUUAAAGAGCUCUUCAACAUGAAGUAUGAUAGAGGGGAGAAAAAGAUUGUGAUUUUCAUCGAUGAAAUCGACAGUUUGUGCAAAGCUAGGAGCACCGAUGAGGCCGACCACUCACGAAGGCUGAAAACUGAGCUCUUGGUUCAAAUGGAUGCAUCCUCGCAGAACGACAUUUUCGUCAUCUGUGCUACAAAUUGUCCGUGGGAUUUGGACAAAGCGUUUCUUCGCCGAUUCCAGAGAAAGGUGUACAUAGGAUCACCAGAUAGGGAGUCGCGGCUCAAGUUCUUGGCCAAAUAUGAGAGCAUGAUGAGCUGCGGACAGCUCAUUGACUGGACUGAAAUUUUGGAUAAGACUGAAGGAUAUACGGGAUCGGAUUUGGAACAAAUGGCUCAAUGUGCUUUGCUUCAGCCAGUAAGGGAGCUAAGAUUUGCCCAAUUUUGGAAAUACACUGCAGAUGGCCAAUUGCAACCAACAAAUGAACAAGAUUAUGUUGCAAUGAAAGGAACGCUUGACGAAUUUCCUCCCCACUUGGUCGUAACAAGAAAUGUGGAAUUGGCAGAUUUUGUUGCGUCACUGCAGCAAGUAGCACCAACAAACAGCAGCGCCGACUUUGAAAAAUACAAAAAUUUCGCAAACCAGAGUGGUGUCAUUUGAUAACUCAUGAAAAUAUAUUGCUACAUUUACUGAGUAAAUUGUGGAUGAUGACAGAAACAUUUUUGUUUUGUUUAGUGUUGUGAAAUUUAAGACACUUUUAUUGAAAGAGCAAAGCCACAGCAUCAAAUAGCAAUCUGAAAUGCAACGCAGCCUGAUCUUUUAUUUUGGAUUUUGACCCAUUUUGUGGAACUCUCGGUUCACUACUUAGUGUGGACGUGCAGAAAGACAUUGAUUGUGUGCAAAGGUUAAGCUUUUUUAGAAAAAGAAGCACACAGCCACACGUUCGAUACAUUCAUGUCUUUUAUUUUAUACUCUUUUAAGUCACUCACUGGCGCAUCACGUAUUCAAUCUCUUUCUCUCAACAACCGUCAACAAUUAGGAAUAUUAAUUGUGCAUCUCAUUCUUGAGUCAACUGUCGGUUCAAAUACGGAAAAAAUUGAGAUUGAUUGUUUCAAAUGACUGGGAUAAUUAAUACAUUAAAUUCGGCCUCGAUUCACACGCGA